UCACGAUUAGAAAAUUUCAACCACCUAUAUGAGAUCACAUUUUCUGUCUCAACUUAUGUACGAAUAACACUUAUCAUUCAGUUUAAAACAGAACCGCAGCCCGAUGAAAGAUACCACAACAUUUCGGGCAUUGCUUUAGGAAAGGCAACAACAUUAAACACAGAUAGUAGUGAGGUGAAAGGAGGAAUAUUUUAAUGAUUUAUGUCUUCAACAGGUAACAUUUCUUGUCAUACAUCAUUGUACAAAGCAGCACCACAUAUAGAUACACCGAUUAUCACUGAACUCAAACACGACGAAGCUGAUCUGAUUUCAUCCAUUGGAGAAAACACUAGUAAAACAACAUCAUCACAGCGAUAUCAACCAGAAACAAGUCAGGAAUCUAAUGAGCGUGACUCCAGUUACGACGACGUAUUAACUUUGCAUGUACCACAGUUUAGCGAAAACCUGUGGCAGAAAAAGCAUUCUCGUGGUUUAUUCAAGUGUAAUUCAUGUCACUGUUUGAAGUACAUAAGACGUAAAUUCCGUCUCAAUAAGUCAAACAGAAAUCAGGAAGGUGUGAUGAAGAAUAAAGCUACUCCUCUGUCAAAUAGAGCCCAUAAUGGUAAUCACCUGAGUUCGUUAUAUGAAAAUGAAGUCGACAUGACAACAGCACCUGCGGGCAAAAAGUCAAACAAAGUAAUAAAACGAGCUCAAAAAAUUAAUGAAACAUCAACUUAUUGUGAAGAUGUAGAUAAAAAUGAUGAAAAUAGUAUGCGUUGGACAACGAAUUUCUUGGCUGCAUUAAGUAUAUUUCUCAUUGUUAUUACAUUUCCAUUUUCCCUCGUCUAUUGCAUACGCAUCGUUGCCGAAUAUGAGCGCGCUGUCGUCCUACGUAUGGGUAAUCUAAUACCAAAAGGUAAAGGAACAAAGGGUCCUGGAUUAUUUUUUAUUUUACCAUGCAUAGACAGUGUACGGAAGGUGGACUUACGUACAGUGACAUUUGCGAUACCACCACAAGAGUUGUUAACGCGUGAUUCAGUGACUGUUUCGGUGGAUGCAGUUGUAUAUUAUCGUGUAUUGAAUCCAGUAGCUUCUGUGUUGAAUAUUGAAGAUGCGGCACGAUCAACUAGACUACUAGCACAGACAACUAUACGUAAUGUCUUAGGAACUAAAGAUUUAGCGCAGAUUCUUAUGGAUAGAGAAGAAAUAUCUGCAGCCAUGCAAUCCAGCCUAGAUGCAACAACAGACGCUUGGGGUGUUAAAGUUGAAAGAAUUGAGAUUAAAGACGUUCGUCUACCCAUACAGCUACAACGUGCAAUGGCAGCAGAAGCUGAGGCGGCUCGAGAAGCUCGAGCAAAAGUAAUUGCUGCUAAAGGUGAGCAAGAAGCAGCUAGGUCGUUGAAAGAAGCGGCCAAAGUUAUCUCUACUUCGCCAAUGGCAUUCCAGUUGAGAUACUUGCAAACACUGUGUGCAAUAUCAGCAGAAAAGAAAUCAACUAUUUUCUUCCCGGUACCAAUUGACAUCAUGCAGAACUUGGGCAACGUUUCUGGACCAACACUGGGACAGUUACUUGAUAUGCGGAAUCAAAAAACUGUGAAGAUACCUUCAAUGAGUAAACUACAAUGUCCUAAACGUAAUGAACUAAAAACUAAUGAGACUACUGGGCCAAUCUCUUGUCAUCCAAGUUUAACUUGUAGUCAGAAUGAAACGAAAGUUAUUCGUCAAAACUUACCGUAUUCAGCGCAGCAUAUUGCUGAACAACCUUGGCCUCAAGCAUUCGAUAUGAAUAGAGAAAUACAAGAAUCAAGUUGGGCAAAUGAGAAUGGAGACACACAUAGUGAUACAGUUUAAUUUAAUUGACUAAUGAUUGUACCCUGCAGUGUUUAUAAAGAGCGUCAAGCUAUUUCUUACUCAAAGUUAUUAGGUAUAAAGUUUAUGAUAAACUAAUUCCACACAUAACGAACAUGCCAAAGUAUUUUAAUAUUGCCUGGAUUUGAUUCAAGCACACUUAAAUGUUUCAACUAUGUGGUUUCUGCAUUCUGGCCAAAGAAAAU
Molecule: messenger RNA, 2033 nt
Organism: Heterobilharzia americana
Lineage: Eukaryota; Metazoa; Platyhelminthes; Trematoda; Strigeidida; Schistosomatidae
Source: the annotation of a GenBank genome assembly